Molecule: messenger RNA, 2035 nt
Organism: Petromyzon marinus (sea lamprey)
Lineage: Eukaryota; Metazoa; Chordata; Hyperoartia; Petromyzontiformes; Petromyzontidae
Source: RefSeq, a predicted model, not a curated record
AAAGGUUCUCUGCAGAUCCCAGUGCGGCGAGAUAACCCUAAACCGGCUGCUGUUGAGCGCCCGCUCGCUCCGCUCCACCUCUCGCUCCACCUCUCGCUCCACCUCUCGCUCCACCUCUCGCUCCACCCACCCUGCCUGCCGCUCGAGUGACCGGGACACGCGACUCGUGGCGGACACCGAAGUCUGCGGACCCCGCUGCGUGCAGAGAAAACGGGAGACGGCGAGGGUGGGGCAAGGGAGACGUCUCGAGGAGCCCACGACUACCAACCACCACGACCACCACGACCACCACCAGCAGCAGCAGCACCACCACGACCACCAGCGCCAUGGUCCUUCCAGCCCUGAGCGCCGAGCCGACGUUCAAGAAGCUGUGCGAGUGGCACGCGGCAAACGCCUCCGCCCUGCACAUGCGCUCGCUCUUUCACGACGACCCCAAGCGCUUCGACAAGUUCAGCACGGUGCUGAAGACCGAGGAUGGGGAGCUCCUCUUUGACUACUCUAAGAACCUCAUCAAUGAAGAGGUGAUGAAGAUGCUCGUGGAUAUGGCGAAGGCACGUGGCGUGGAGAAGGCCCGUCAGCAGAUGUUCUCUGGCGAGAAAAUCAACUUCACCGAGCACCGUGCGGUGCUGCACGUGGCGCUGAGGAACCGCUCGGGGCAGCCGGUGAUGCUGGAGGGGAAGGACGUGAUGCCCGGAGUGACGGCCGUGCUCGAGAAGAUGAAGGCCUUCUGCCACCGCGUGCGCUCUGGCGAGUGGCUGGGCUACACAGGGAAGCCCAUGACUCACGUGGUGAACAUUGGCAUCGGAGGAUCGGACCUGGGCCCCCUGAUGGUGACGGAGGCCCUGAAGCCCUACUCCGUGGGGGGUCCCAGCGUCUCGUUCAUCUCCAAUAUCGACGGCACGCACCUCGCCAAGACGCUGGCCGGCCUGCACCCCGACACCACCCUGUUCAUCAUCGCCUCCAAGACGUUCACCACGCAGGAGACCAUCACCAACGCUGAGUCGGCAAAAGCCUGGUUCCUGGAGAAAGCAAAAGAUGCUUCCGCUGUCGCCAAGCAUUUCGUGGCACUCUCCACGAACGGGCCCAAGGUGCAGGCGUUUGGGAUCGACACGGCCAACAUGUUUGAGUUCUGGGACUGGGUGGGCGGGCGAUACUCACUGUGGUCAGCCAUCGGUCUCUCCAUCGCUCUGCACAUCGGCUUCGACAACUUCGAGAGGCUGCUGGCUGGUGCCCACUGGCUGGACAAGCACUUCCAGGAGGCUCCGCUGGAGCGCAACGUGCCAGUGCUGCUGGCACUGCUUGGCACGUGGUAUAGCAACGUGUACCGCGCCGAGACCCACGCCAUCCUGCCCUACGACCAGUACAUGCACCGCUUCACUGCCUACUUCCAGCAGGGGGACAUGGAGUCGAACGGGAAGUCGGUGACGCGCUCCGGCAAGAACGUGGACUACCACACGGGGCCCAUCGUGUGGGGAGAGCCGGGGACCAACGGGCAGCACGCCUUCUACCAGCUCAUACACCAGGGAACGCGCCUCGUGCCGUGCGACUUCCUCAUCCCGGCUCAAACCCAGAACCCGGUCCGCGGCGGUCUCCACCACACGGUCCUCAUCGCUAACUUCCUGGCCCAGACCGAGGCGCUGAUGAGGGGGAAGACUUCAGCCGAGGCCAAGGCUGAACUCGAGGCCUCGGGCCUUACUGGCGAGGCUCUCCACAACAUUCUUCCUCACAAGGUGUUCGUGGGAAACUGCCCGACUAAUUCCAUCGUGUUCUCUAAGCUCACCCCAUACAUGCUGGGUGUCCUCAUUGCCAUGUAUGAGCACAAGAUCUUCGUUCAAGGCAUCAUCUGGGACAUCAACAGCUUCGAUCAGUGGGGGGUGGAGCUGGGGAAGCCGCUGGCCAAGGUGAUCGAGCCGGAGCUGACGACGGCCCAGCCGGCCACGGGUCACGACUCCUCCACCAACGGCCUCAUCAACUUCAUCAAGGCCCACCGCAAAUGAGCGGCUCCCAGCGGCUCCGUGGGAAUUGGAUGGGCGGG